Molecule: messenger RNA, 1664 nt
Organism: Brienomyrus brachyistius
Lineage: Eukaryota; Metazoa; Chordata; Actinopteri; Osteoglossiformes; Mormyridae
Gene: cops3
Product: COP9 signalosome subunit 3
Exons: 12
Coding region: 120-1391 (423 amino acids)
Biological process (GO): ubiquitin-dependent protein catabolic process
Cellular component (GO): COP9 signalosome
Source: RefSeq, a predicted model, not a curated record
CUCGCGGUGUUUCCUCCCUCAGUGGCGGCUCUCUGGGCCCCUCACUCACUCCGGUCUCGUUCCUGACAUUUGAAUGAAAUCGGACCGAGAAAGCACCGCGGUCAGCCACAGGAAAAAGAAUGGCUUCAGCUCUGGAGCAAUUCGUGAACAAUGUGCGACAGCUCUCCGCUCAAGGUCAGAUGACUCAGCUUUGUGAGCUGAUCAACAAGAGCGGUGAGCUGCUGGCGAAGAACCUGUCCCACCUGGACACGGUGCUGGGGGCCCUGGACGUUCAGGAGCACUCCCUGGGGGUGCUGGCUGUGCUGUUCGUAAAGUUCUCCAUGCCCAACAUCCCCGACUUCGAGACGUUAUUCUCCCAAGUCCAGCUCUUCAUCGGCGCCUGCAAUGGAGAGCACAUCCGAUACGCCACGGAUACCUUUGCUGGCCUCUGCCAUCAACUGACAAAUGCCCUGGUGGAACGUAAGCAGCCGUUGAGAGGGAUCAGCAUACUCAGACAGGCAGUAGACAAAAUGCAGAUGAAUGCAAACCAACUUACCUCAGUUCACGCAGACCUGUGUCAGCUCUGCUUGCUAGCGAAGUGCUUCAAGCCGGCGCUGCCAUUCUUGGAGGUGGACAUGAUGGAUAUCUGCAAGGAGAACGGCGCCUACGACACCAAGCACUUCCUGUGUUAUUACUACUACGGCGGCAUGAUCUACACGGGCCUGAAGAACUUCGAGCGAGCGCUCUACUUUUACGAGCAGGCCAUAACCACUCCUGCCAUGGCGGUCAGCCACAUCAUGCUGGAAGCCUACAAGAAGUACAUCCUGGUCUCUCUGAUCGUGCACGGGAAGGUGCAGCAGCUGCCCAAGUACACGUCGCAGAUAGUGGGCAGGUUCAUAAAGCCCCUCAGCAACGCCUACCAUGAGCUGGCCCAGGUGUACGGAACCAACAACCCCACGGAGCUGCGGAGCCUGGUGAACAAGCACAGCGAGACGUUCACACGGGACAGCAACGCUGGCCUGGUCAAGCAGUGUGUUUCCUCUCUCUACAAAAAGAACAUCCAGAGGCUAACCAAGACCUUCUUAACGCUAUCCUUGCAAGACAUGGCGAGUCGAGUGCAGCUGUCGGGCCCCCAGGAAGCGGAGGAGUAUGUGCUGCACAUGAUUGAAGAUGGUGAGAUCUACGCCAGUAUAAACCAGAAAGAUGGUAUGGUCUGUUUCCAUGACAACCCCGAAAAAUACAACAACCCUGCGAUGCUCCAUAAAAUCGACCAAGAGAUGCUGAAGUGUAUACAGCUGGAUGAGAAGCUAAAAGCCAUGGAUCAGGAGAUCACCGUAAACCCGCAGUUUGUGCAGAAGAGUAUGGGAUCGCAAGAGGACGACGUCGGAAGCAAGACAUCGAGCUACUCUUGAGGGUUUUUCGUUGGUUUGAUUUUCGUUUCAUUUUUUUGCUUUGGUUUUUUGGAGGAAACGCAGUCUCAGACCAGAUUCUUGCAAGACGACAGUUUUUAAAAGGAGGGAAAUUCUGUUGAGCCUGGACGUUGUUCAAGAAAACACAAAGUCACACAAUGUCUCGAGGAAAACUAAACAAAGUUUGUCAGUGUUUUAUUUAUCAAUGUUCAGAUGGAGGCCUCAUUGCCAUAAAAUACGAAAAUAAAAAUACUGGACUUAUUUGUUCAAAAAUAA